AUGCCCAGACGAAGACCUUUAUCGACGAGAAAUCUCCUCUUUUUCGUCGUUUUCUUAUUUUCAGUGAAAGCCGCUGAAACGAAUAAUGCUGCCGAUGAACUCACACAAAUGAAAAGCCUCGAUCAACCACCGCUCAGCUCAGCCGUUGAUGUUGAGAAGAGAGCCAUUGACGCGGCGGCUGAUCAAAACUCGGACGGGAAAUUCCAGCUUUACAUGGGAACGAUUGAUGGAGUGAGGCGAAUGCUGUUCAAUGAGGUCGACGGAGGAGAACAAGUUGUGCCAACCGAAGUUGGCGGUCGAGGUCGAGAGAUCGAUCAAUUCGGCGCCUAUGACGAUAACACAAUUGUUGAUCCGAAUCAAGAAAAGGGUAUUUUCAUCCCGCGUCCCUAUCGACCGAAAGAUGAGCGCAUUGAGGAAGCGAAAACGACAACCACAACCACAACCACACAAGCGCCCACGACAAGAAGACCAACCCUCCCACCAGCUCCUGUUCAACAGCCAGCUCCCUUCCGACCAGCUCAACCCCUACCACAAUCUCCAUCAAGACCACCGUUUUCACAGUUGCCCGGCCGUCUCCCACCACCACCCCAGACACGCCGACCCCCAAUCAUCCCCGUUCAUCAAACGGCCAGCCGCCCAUCGCAAUCCAUUCAACCUUUCCCACCACAGCCACAGCCAGCUUUCCGCCCAGUUCAACAGCAAACUUUCCAACCGCAACCAACCUUCCAGCAGCCCUUCCGACAGCCCUUCCAGAGCUUCCAAACGCCACGACCGGCUCCACCCAGCACACCAACUCCUCGUCCACCCUUCAACGGACCCGAUCCAAAUCGAAUGCGAACCGGGGUGUGCGCCAAUUCGAUCUUCUACAUUUCGACUCCAUUAUCCGGCCCUUCUCGACUCUCAUUCACUCAUUUUGCUAUCGCCGUCACGGUGGAUCAAUGCGCUCGCACUUGUCACGAAUUCAAUUGCGCUAUCGCUCACUACAACCCAGUAAACGGUCAUUGCGAGUUCAAUCCCUCAACAGCAUUUGCGAUCAGAAAUGGACAAUGCCCCGCGUGGCCAUCGCUUCACUAUAGAAACAACGUGGUCGCUUCGGAAGCGGUGCGCAUCUUUUGCGCCACCUGUCAACGACCAAGGCGCAGAAUCAGCAACAAUGUUAGAGGGCGCUUCAAUUUGAGACAAAGAGCGUUUGAUCCACGUAAAUCGCGAUCACAGCGUGGACGAUCGAGAAGGGAAAAGAGCCACUUCUCUUCCUCCAAUCAUGCGACUUCCUUCUCCUCCUCUUCCUCAUCUCGUUCAAUCCCUGUCAUUCACGGUGUCCUUCUCCGUCAACCCCAAUCCAAAGCAACAGGCUUAUCCACCUCAUCAUUCGUCGGUCUAACAAAUUCAGCUGAAACAUCAAAAGCGAGAGGGGCUCGAAAUCUCGAAGUCGAUUCGACGAUCCCAUUGCAAGAGGAAAUGGAAGAAGUGGAAGCGGCGCACAAAGGAAAAAUGAGGAGUCAA
Molecule: messenger RNA, 1503 nt
Organism: Mesorhabditis belari
Lineage: Eukaryota; Metazoa; Nematoda; Chromadorea; Rhabditida; Rhabditidae
Source: the annotation of a GenBank genome assembly